Eurypyga helias (sunbittern) is the source of this 1614-nucleotide messenger RNA. It is a transcript of the gene ELAC2, whose product is annotated as elaC ribonuclease Z 2. The record is from RefSeq and is a predicted model, not a curated record. Lineage: Eukaryota; Metazoa; Chordata; Aves; Eurypygiformes; Eurypygidae. Gene Ontology annotation, cellular component: mitochondrion. Gene Ontology annotation, molecular function: 3'-tRNA processing endoribonuclease activity. The transcript has 14 exons. Bases 154 to 1614 code for a protein of 486 amino acids. Gene Ontology annotation, biological process: mitochondrial tRNA 3'-end processing.
CCUGAAGAACUGUGCACCCCUACUGAUCCUGGCCCAGUGUUCCUUGUGCUGGAGUGUCCCCACGAGGGAUUUGUGGAUGCUGUCUGUGAAAAUGAGACCUUCCAAAGGUACCAGAAAGGCCUUCCUGACAGCAAGGUAGCCUUGGUUAUUCACAUGACUCCAGAGUCAGUGCUUCGAGACAAGCGCUACCAGCAAUGGCUGGAAAGAUUUGGACCUGGAACUCAGCACUUGGUGCUCAAUGAAAACUCCUCCACGGUGCACAACCCACGCAGCUACAAGAUCCAAACUCAGCUGAACCUCAUCCACCCAGAGAUCUUCCCUCUGCUCACCACCUACCAGAGCAAGGAAGAAGAGGCUGCAUGUAGUGUGCCCAUUGUGCGAGGAGAGUGCCUCUUGAAAUACCACUUCAGACCACAACAGGAGUGGCAGAGAGAUGCGGUGACUGUCUGUGAUCGUGACGCAUUUGUUAGUGAAGCCCUGGGUCUUCGUGACUUCCAGACUCGUGUGAAGGAGUGCAAAGAGAGCCUGUCUGCUGUACCACGAAAUGUGCGUGCUUAUCCUGAAAUUGUGUUCUUGGGAACAGGAUCUGCAAUUCCUAUGAAAAUCCGAAAUGUCAGUUCCACACUGGUAAAUACCAGCCCCUCCAGAUCCCUGCUCUUGGACUGCGGAGAAGGAACAUUUGGACAGCUGUGUCGCCACUAUGGAGAGCAAGUUGACCAAGUGCUGUGUAACAUAGUAGCUGUUUUUGUGUCUCACAUGCACACUGAUCAUCAUUCGGGGUUGUUGAACAUCCUGAUGGAGAGACGGAGAGCUUUUACAGCUCUUGGUCAGGCUUUCAGCCCUGUGUUUCUGGUAGCGCCUGAACAGAUAAUGCCUUGGCUAUAUGAGUACCACAACCACUGUGAAGAGAUUCUUGGAGACAUCAAAAUGAUUACUUCCCAGUCUCUUCUGAAGGGCUGUGAGAACAUCAAGCCUAAAGCCAAAUGGUUUGUCAGUUCUCUGUUAGAGAACUAUGACUUGGCUGAGUUUCAGACUUGCGAAGUCCAGCACUGUAAAAAUGCUUUUGCAUGUUCAAUGAUCCACAAAUCUGGCUGGAAAGUAGUCUAUUCUGGUGACACAAUGCCCUGCGCGGCCUUAGUACAAAUGGGUAAAGAUGCUACCCUGCUGAUCCAUGAAGCAACGUUGGAAGACGGCAUGGAAAAAGAGGCUAUAGAGAAGACACACAGCACAACCUCCCAGGCAAUUCAGACUGGGAUGAAGAUGAAUGCAGAGUUCAUCAUGCUGAAUCACUUCAGUCAGAGAUAUGCUAAGAUCCCGCUCUUCAGUGAAGACUUCAGUGAGAAAGUUGGAAUUGCAUUCGAUCAUAUGAGGGUACGUCUUGGUGACUUCCCGACCAUCCCAAAGCUGAUCCCGCCUCUGAAGGCUUUGUUUGCGGAUGACAUAGUAGAAAUGGAGGAGCGGAAGGAAAAACGGGAGAUGCGGCUUCUGAAGGAGACUGCUAUAGUCUUGGACAAACUGGCUGGUGGGGAGAACAAGGAAGCGCCUUGCCAGAAACGGAAACAAGCCAAGAACCAUCAGGAACUACCAAACAAGAAGCUCAAAACAGUGAACUGA